AUGCAAAGACGCAACCGCAACAGUUCUGGUAAGAGAGGAGGCAUUCCAACAACUACCGGUGUACUACGUAAGCCGGACCCUGAAGGAUCCGGAGCACAUGUACCCGAAAAUCAAAAAGAUGGCGUUAGCAUUAACAAAAACGGCAGGGAAGUUGUGACCCUAUUUUCAGGCACAUCCGAUAGUGCAACAAACAACGUAUUGGAAUACGAAGCAUUAAUAGCAGGACUGGCACUAGCGGUUGAAGUAAGAACUGAGAACUUGAAGAUCCACUGCGAUUCACAAUUAGUUGUCGGACAAGUAGAUGGGACGUUCGCCAUGAAAGAAGAAAAUCUGUUAAAAUAUAAGAAAAGGGCGAAGGAGCUUCUACAAGAAAUUGAGAAGCGGGGAGGACAAUGCAGAUAA
Mercurialis annua (annual mercury) is the source of this 402-nucleotide messenger RNA. RefSeq lists its product as uncharacterized. Gene Ontology annotation, molecular function: nucleic acid binding; RNA-DNA hybrid ribonuclease activity. NCBI's taxonomy places the organism in Eukaryota, Viridiplantae, Streptophyta, Magnoliopsida, Malpighiales, Euphorbiaceae. The transcript is spliced from 2 exons. The record is from RefSeq and is a predicted model, not a curated record. The coding region runs from base 1 to 402 and encodes 133 amino acids.